AUGGACAGUUUCUUGGUGGAUUUCCAAUAUGAGAAACUGACAAGGUUUUACUUCAUAUAUGGUCUCUUGGGACAUUUGCAAAAGGAUUGCCACAUAGUAAACUCUCAUACUACUCCACAAUAUGGCGCUUGGCUGCGAGCAAAUUCUAUUUUGAUUUCACCUAAAGGAUCAAAACUAGGUGUUGGUAAUCGCCGUCCUGAGUCUACCAAUUCUCAAUCUCAUACUCAUGAUGAUAGGACAAGGAUUUCACAGAAGGGAUCUGAAUCUGCGACAAGGAGCAUUGAUGGAGAUUUACCGUUACUCCCAGAAACAGUUAUGGAAAUUGAAUCACGAACGGUUUCAGAGAAGAUAGCAAUUGAAAAACCUCCUAUGCAAUUGAUGCUAUUGACGAGGGAUGACUCUGGUCGGCUCAUGUUUCCAGCUGUUAACGUUCAUCAUCUUAUAUCUUCUGUAUCUGAUCAUUGUCUGAUACUUUUGGGUCUAGAUGAUUUCGGUGAAAGGAACAUUCAGUUUGGCAAGAGGUUUCAUUUUGAAGCCAUUUGGACUAAGGAAAUUGAGUGUGAACAGAUUAUUGGUAACGUAUGGGGCUCUGCAAGUGACGGGUUAGUUCCAGUGCAACAUCUUUUAUCAAGAUUGGCUAUUUGUGCACAAAAGUUGAGGAAUUGGAAUAAGUAUAAUUUUGGACAAAUUACUCAUGAAUUAAAGGAGUGCCAUCAUUCCUUAGCAUCCAUGAAGUUGGCAUCGGGUUCAACGGGAAAUUUUCGUCAAGUAAGGGCACUUGAGCACCAGAUUAAUGGACUAUUAGAGAAAGAGGAAAUUAAAUGGAAGCAGCGAUCUAGAUUAUCGUGGUUGAGAGAGGGUGAUCGAAACACUAGAUUUUUCCACAAUCAUGCUUCUUCUAGGCAACGCUGUAAUACCAUUAUAGGUGUUACUAAUGGUUUGGGAAUUUGGGAUGAUAAUCCAGUUUGUUUCCCUAAGGUUUUCCUUAAUUAUUUCGACAACCUGUUUUCUACUGGCGGCUCUUUGGUAGAUGAAGAUGUUUUAUUUGGAGUUCAAGGAAGAGUUUCAGAUGAAAUGAAUUUGAACUUAUCUCGCCCAUUUACUGCAGAUGAAGUGAAGGCUAGUUUAUUCCAAAUGCAUCCCACAAAAGCCCCAGGUUGUGAUGGAAUGCCUACAUUGUUUUUUCAAGAGUAUUGGCCAAUUGUUGGUCCGCAAUUAACAGAGGCAUGUCUGGAUGUUUUAAAAAACAAUGGUGAUGUAAGCAUGGCAAAUCACACUUAG
Molecule: messenger RNA, 1281 nt
Organism: Ziziphus jujuba (common jujube)
Lineage: Eukaryota; Viridiplantae; Streptophyta; Magnoliopsida; Rosales; Rhamnaceae
Exons: 2
Coding region: 1-1281 (426 amino acids)
Source: RefSeq, a predicted model, not a curated record